Molecule: messenger RNA, 1694 nt
Organism: Lampris incognitus (smalleye Pacific opah)
Lineage: Eukaryota; Metazoa; Chordata; Actinopteri; Lampriformes; Lampridae
Product: casein kinase II subunit beta
Exons: 7
Coding region: 304-951 (215 amino acids)
Cellular component (GO): cytoplasm; protein kinase CK2 complex
Molecular function (GO): protein kinase regulator activity
Source: RefSeq, a predicted model, not a curated record
GUAACUACGUACUAACUCGCGCAGCCUUUCCUCAAAAAGUUCUGCCACUUCUUCGUCUUCUUUCUUGUGUGUUGCUGGCUGGUCGCGCGUGAGCUAUUAACUACACUGCGCAACACUGCCCCCACGAUUUCCUGUGGUACUGCUCCGUUUGUACGGAUCCGCAGGCUCCCAGAAAACGUGCAGAAAUACGGACGAAAUGAACGCGGAGUACGGACAGGAGGCUCCGCACGCAUACGUAUUUAACGUUGAGCAUAAAUGAGCUCUUAGACUAAUUUGCUAUUUAAUGUAUUAAUUUUACGGACCAUGAGCAGCUCGGAGGAGGUGUCUUGGAUCUCCUGGUUCUGCGGUCUGAGGGGGAACGAGUUCUUCUGUGAGGUCGAUGAGGAUUACAUACAGGACAAGUUCAAUCUGACAGGUUUGAAUGAACAGGUCCCCCACUAUCGUCAGGCCCUGGACAUGAUCUUGGACCUUGAGCCAGAUGAGGAACUCGAAGACAACCCUAACCAGAGUGACUUGAUUGAGCAAGCUGCAGAGAUGCUCUAUGGUCUCAUUCACGCACGUUACAUCCUUACCAACAGAGGGAUAGCACAGAUGUUGGAAAAGUAUCAGCAAGGGGAUUUUGGUUAUUGCCCAAGAGUGUAUUGUGAGAAUCAGCCUAUGCUUCCUAUUGGUUUGUCCGACAUCCCAGGUGAAGCAAUGGUAAAGCUUUAUUGCCCCAAGUGCAUGGAUGUCUACACCCCUAAAUCCUCCCGACACCACCACACAGAUGGGGCCUAUUUUGGGACGGGAUUCCCACACAUGCUGUUCAUGGUGCACCCAGAGUACAGGCCGAAACGACCAGCCAACCAGUUUGUGCCAAGGCUGUAUGGUUUCAAGAUCCACCCAAUGGCCUAUCAGCUUCAGCUCCAGGCUGCUUCAAGCUUCAAGAGCCCAGUGAAGACGAUUCGCUAGAACUCCAGGGUAGUAACUUGAGCUGAUUGACUUUUUUUGUUUUAAUUUUCUUGGCUGAAGGAAUUAAUGUUUUCUGUAUAACGGCUCGUAUGAACUUGGUCAUCCUCAGUGUAGAUUGAUCCACACAGAAAAUUCUCCUGAUCAAGUAAGAGCUUUUCCCUGCCUCAGUAAAGCAAUAGUUUGUUUCCACUCUGUUAUGAGUCUUUCACUUAUUACUUACAGCUUUAACAUCAGUCUCCUGAUGUUUCACUUCACUACUGGUGUCAGAUUUAUCUAUUCUAUCCAUAGUAGAUUUGAGGCAGGAUUUUCCAACCUAGAUGGCUGAAAUUAAGUGAUCAGGUUUUAUAGGUGAUUGACUGCCACAGGAACAUCUGCUGUAUCAGUAAUAUCAUUUACAAGAAAUCAUAUUACCUUUACAUUUGCUGUAGAACAAAUGUUGGAAUGUGUAAUGAGGUUUUCUCUCAGGAUAAGAGCAUCCUUGGUUGAGUACAGCAGCAAUUGUACAUACAUGGGAUUAGGCUCUAUUUGAAAUAAGAAACCAUAUUAGAGGUUGAACAUGAAAGUUCGCUUGAAAAUGCAUUGUGUUCGUUAAAUGAGUGGUUGUAUUUAAUAUCAAUGGACCCUGAAUGCCAACAUUAUCCUGAUAAAUCUCAACUUGCAGCUAUACUGUGUUUACAUUACGAUCCAGAAAAGUUCUGUUUUAAACAUUAACUUACAGAGCAUUUGAAGGGCAUUAAAUAUUU